This is a messenger RNA of Oncorhynchus kisutch (coho salmon), 1117 nucleotides long. Its product is annotated as troponin I, slow skeletal muscle-like. Gene Ontology annotation, cellular component: troponin complex. Gene Ontology annotation, biological process: skeletal muscle contraction; cardiac muscle contraction. NCBI's taxonomy places the organism in Eukaryota, Metazoa, Chordata, Actinopteri, Salmoniformes, Salmonidae. The coding region runs from base 123 to 665 and encodes 180 amino acids. The transcript is spliced from 7 exons. The record is from RefSeq and is a predicted model, not a curated record.
AUAAACUAUAAAUCUGAAUGAUAUUUCCCCUAUCCGCUCUCAGCUACUCUCCCACCCUAAACUCCCUCACUCUCUCCCUCAGACUUUUCUACACCUUAAAGGGCUAAGACAAUAAGGGAAACAUGGCGGACGCGCCCAAACCAAAAGAAAAGUCCAAGAUCUCCUCAGCCCGACGAUUGGGGUUGAAGAUCAGAUUGCUGACAGUAGCUGGCCAGAUGCUAGAGGUUGAGACGGAGGAGAAGAAGAGAGAAAGAGAAGAAGCUCUGGCUGAGAGAGUCCCUCCUCUCAAGCUUUCUGGCUUGUCUGUGGAUGAGCUCAUGGAUUUGUGCAAAGAUCUGCACCGUAAGAUCGACGUGGUAGAUGAGGAGCGAUACGACGUGGGACUGAAAGUAACCAAAACUGACAAGGAGUGCCAUGAGUUGGGUCUGAAGAUCAUUGAGCUGCAGAGCAAGUUCAAGAAGCCAAGCCUGAAGAAGGUGAAGAUCUCAGCUGAGAUGAUGCUCAGUGUUCUGCUGGGCUCCAAGCACAAAGAGACAAUCGACUUCAAGUCCAACCUCAAGACAGUCAAGAAAGCAGAGGAGAAGAAAGAGGAGGUCACCGACUGGCGUCAAAAUGUGGAUGCCAUGUCAGGCAUGGAGGGCAGAAAGAAGAUGUUUGAUGCUUGAUAAGGUACACAAAACAUUGCAUGCACUGAGAAGAUCAAUUCCUGUAGUCAACACAUUGCUACAACACAGAACUACAAUUACAUCUGUUUACUUUGGUAUAUGAAAUGUUUUGCAGAUUAGUGAUAAUUAUCAAGGAAGGCUUUUCUGAUUGGAAAUAAAAGAUGCAGAAAAGGAAAGGACAACUGAAGGUACCAAUUAGAACUGUAAGAGAUAACUGAGUGAACACAUGGAGAAGAAAGAAAGGUUAUUGACUAUAUUUGUUCUUUUUUUGUACAUGAAAUCAAAAUUUUAAUUUAAAUAACUAUAUGAGACUGUUGAAGCAAAUAUAAAUAGUUAAAAUACGUUUUUAUUAAGUAUUAAUACAAUAUAUAUUGUAUCUGAGCAAAUGCAUGUCUUUAUUUGCAACACCUGAAUGUAGAAGUUACAAGACAAUAAAAAAAAUGGUUUGAGUA